Molecule: messenger RNA, 5360 nt
Organism: Cladocopium goreaui
Lineage: Eukaryota; Dinophyceae; Suessiales; Symbiodiniaceae
Source: the annotation of a GenBank genome assembly
GGAAUGUGUUGCCCUCUUCUUUUCAUGACAAAGAUGCAGAAGAUGUGAAACAGAAACAAAUUGAGGAAAAGGCAGAAGAGCGUGAGACUUUUUCCAUGGGUCAAGAAGACCAUCCCAAAGAACCUGAGAAGUUUGAAGUGGAGACAAUGGAAGGAUUGCAAGAUGCUUCAAUUCCAAAAGAACAUGCAACUGGCUCAGAGCUCUCACAGCCAGUGCAAAACCGACCAAAAAGACCAGGUGAAGUUGAGGUUACAAGCGUUUUUGAUGAUGCUGAUGCUUCCUUUUUGCCUUCAAUGGAAAACCAAGUUGAUGUUUCUCAAGAUCCCGGCAUGUCAGCACCAGUGACACCCCCAGUGAUUCCUUUGCAGCUGCCCCCAACACCACGGCAGCAGCAUCCCACGAGAACUCAUGAGAUGGAAGAGUUGGAGGACCAUGAGUCUAAACGUGCCAAGCUGGAAUCUCAGAAGAAGCAGAAAAUCACUCAAAUCAGGGAACAGCAUGAGUCAAUGAUCAGAAUGGUCAAGUUUGGUGAAGAGGAGUUUGCAACAAUGGACGACUAUGAGCAUGAGCUUGAUGUCAACGAAAACAUCCCAGAAGUUGAGUUUUGGGAGGAUGAAGAUAAAAUCGAGUUCAAAGAGGUGCCAGACGCCUUGUGGUCAACAGCUUCUCUGGAAAAGCAGCCACCCUCGCCAGAAACAUGGGUGGAUCAGCUGGCAGACGAGGUUGAAAUUCAGCGCCUUCUUUCAAUGGGUGUUCUUCAAAGACAGGAGGAGUGCCAAGAUGAAAUCUCAGGCUACCUCAAGGCCACAGGUGACAUGGGCAUGAAGCUCACCUUGCCGGAGUUUGGAGCUGGUAAGUGGAAAAAGGGUGGUGAAAAGUUUUGGAACGUUGAGACCUUCACAGACGCAGACUGGUCAGCGCAUAAGGAGAAGCGCAUCGAUGACUUAAUUGUGAAGUUGGAGCGCAUGCAGAUUCAAAUGGAACAAGACUAUGCAAUGCUUUCUGACCGAGUGGAAUCAACCAGCAACGAGGUUUCCAUGACGCACGAUUAUGCAUCAGGUAAUGCAGAUGAAACAGAUGUUGGUGCUCCAGAAGGAGAUGAAAGUGAAGCCAUGGACGAUGACGUGCCAAUGGAAGUCUCAACUGGAACAGACUCAGUGACAGACAUAGUGGAAUUUCUCAAGACCGAGCACUUGAAAUGUUUGCAGAAUGGUGACCUCUGGGAUGCCAAUGAAAUCCAACACACGAUUCUUGGUUUCUUAGAGGAGGUCAGAACAGAGAACACGAGUUCAAUGCUUGAACGCUGCAAGCAGAAGGUGGUCGAGAUGUUUGAAGAAAUGUACAAAAAGGCGACAGAGCAAAACCGUGCAGGCAAUGGUGGAACUGCAUCAUCAGGUGGAGUCAAGGCCAACGUGGAUUGGUCCAAACUGCUGAAUAAACCCUCUACUUUUGGUGAGGGCAAGUCUGUGGAGGACGAUGUCAAGGCUUGGAGGGAUUACCAAUGGCAGCUACAUCAGUAUUUGGUUGCAAUAGAUGAGGGCUACGAUGAUGAGCUCAAGAAGCUUACAGCCGAUCCUUCUGUUGAGUUGCCAAUGGAUACAGCUAGCGUUGAAACAAGGAACAGGAGCAACAAGCUCUACUCCCUCUUGGCCAGCCUCAUGAAGAACAGGUGCCUAGCCAUUGUCAAGUCCACUGCAAGUGGCAAUGGUUUUGAGGCAUUACGUCAACUGAUUUUGGCGCUACGUCCCCCAGUUCAAAAUCGUGGUUUGGCUUUGCUGACUGCCAUCACUUCAUGGCAGCCUUUUGGAAUGCAGAAGCCUCUUCUUCCCCAACUUUUGGUUUUGGAGGAAGCCUAUGAGGAGGCCAGAAAGAGCGGUAUGGCUCUCAAUGAUGAGUUGCGCAGUGCCAUCCUAUUGCGUUGCAUUGGAGGCCAGCUCAAGACGCAUCUCAAUAUGGCUUUGACUGACAAUGCAAAGUACAGCGAUUUGAGAGAGCAAGUGUUGAAAUGGGACCGCGCUCAGGCAAAGUGGUCUCAGUGGAUGGGCGGCCAUGAAACAGAUGCCCAACCGAUGGAGAUUGACAGAGUUGAAGGAAAAGGAGGUGGAAAAUCGAAAGGAAAGACGCCCAAUGACAAGGGCAAAGGAAAAGGCAACAGUGCUGAGAAGUACUGUUAUUCAUGUGGUGGCCUGGGUUCAGCUGAUGAUGAUGUUGAAAUUGUUGCACCUGAAGAUAUGGAAGUUCAAGGUGCUGACAUUGAAGGUGGAGAAGAUCAUCCAGCAGCAGGUGUGGAGAUCCAAGAGAAAAUUUUAGUUGAACCCUUGCGUGAUGACAAGCUGGUAGUGAAUGGUGUUGAGUUGACAAUGGACAGCACUCUUGCAACACUUCGAGCUGGAUUGACGUUUUACAACCUUUCCACUUCUGGUAGCAAACAGAAAUGCUUCACACGCUUGGCAAACUAUCAGAAACAACAAGAACUGGAGAUCAUCACAGCAGCUGCAAAUCAAGCCCAACGAGAAGAUGUGCGUGAGCCUCAGGCACCAAAGUUGGCAGUGCCACCUUCUGAAAAGGAGCAACAACAACAUGCUCUAACUCAUUUGCCGUUUGCAGAUUGGUGUCCUAGCUGUGUUUGCCAUCGCAGUCGUCAAGACCGACACAUGGUGGAUGGAAGUGCAAGGCGUUCAGGUGCAAUCGAGCCUUCAGCGUUUUACGAUGAAGAUGGAGCAGCAGUGAUUGAGAAAGCCAAAGAGGAGAAACGUGAAGAGCUUGAGUCAACAAAGAUGGCACUUUGGGAUCGCCCUGAGAAGGUUGAGGAAGAGCUCAUUGAGUUGCCACCCACCGGCACUUACCCAAAUCCAACAGAUAUUUGGGGAGAAGGAGAAGAUGAGCCAAUUCAGGUCACUGGAGGACCAGCCACUGGACAUGCUGAUGUCCCACCUGCAGUUGCAGCAAAUGAUGAUGAUGUUGUGGGAGUGCCCAAUCCAAGUUUGCGUUUGGAUGCACCCAGCACUCCAUUUGAUCUCUUGGCAGCGCCUUCGACGCCACCAUCUCCACGUGCGACACCCACGACAAGGGUACAUGAUGCUGAAGUUGAGGAGGAGCACUCUCCAAAGAGGUUCAAGGAGGAGCCCCACAAGAAAGCCAGGUUGACAAGGCUUUCAGAAGAACGUGAUGCCAUGGUGCGUGUGGUGAAAAUAGCUGAUGAUGAGUUCUACACCAUGGACAGCUACAAUGAAGAUCCACAACUGGAUGACCACUGUGAUUAUGGAGACCCUUGGAUGGACGAGGACAAGGUGACAGCCAGUGGCAUGCCAGAAGCACUUUGGUAUGAUGGGGACAUCACAGUGCAGCCCCCGACACCUGCCAAUUGGAUUGACCAACUAGCUGACAAGAUAGAAAUCCAAAGGUUGUGCAACAUGGGUGUUCUAAUGCCUGAAGCUGAGUAUGGAGCAAAAGUUGAAUCCAGACUCACAACACGAUUCGUGUAUGAUUGGCGCCUGAAGGACUACAGUGGCCCCAACAACAAUGAGCCAACAAGAAAACGCUGGUUAAGGAGGAGCAGGUGUGUUGCCCGAGAAUAUGCCUUCUUGGAACACCGUGAAGACACCUUUGCUCCAGCAAGCUCGACACAUGUUCUGAACAUCCUUCCAGUUCUUUGGCUUCAGAAAGCAGCCGACUUUGAGGCCAGCAAAGGAACAGAUUCAGGUUGUGAGUGGCUUCUAGCAACCUUGGACGUCAAGGACGCCUUUCUCAUGGUGCCCCAACCUGAAGUUCUGAAGAUUCGAGUGAAGCAAUCAGCUGAACACCACUGGAUUUUGGAGUCAUUCAGUGACAGCGACUGGAGCACCAAUCAGGAGCACCGCCGCUCAACUUCAGCUGGAUGCCAUCUUUUAUGUGGAUGUUACAUGUACAGCUCAAGCAGAACGCAGCGCGUUAUCAGCUUAAGCUCUUGUGAAGCUGAAUUACAUGGCAUGGUAUCAACCUUGGCCGACGGAAUCUUCUUGAAGCGUUGCAUUGAGUUUUUGGUGAAAGCAACAGUGGAACACUAUCUACUGACUGACAGCAGCAGCGCUCGACAACUUGCCCAGCGUCAAGGGAUUGGAAAGAUCAAGCAUCUUAGUGCAAAGGUUCUCUGGAUCCAACAACAAGUCCAGGACAAGAUGGUCAGCCUUUGCCAAAUCUCUACAGUCUGGAAUGUUUCAGAUGUUGGCACAAAGGUUCUCAGUGCCAGACGCCUCAAACUGCUUCUACAUCAACUUGGAAUGUUCACGCAGGAUUCCCAGCGUGUUGGUGAGGAGGAGUUCAAUGAAGCAAACAACAGAGCUGGUGGAAGAAAUGUCAUGCAACUUGCGCGUGUGGUGGCACGGGUAAUUGCAGUUAUGGGCCUUGAGCCUACACGUGCAAUGGGACAAGGGGAUGAGACUUGUUCCAGCCCAAGCCUUUCAGCCAAUGAAUGGUGGUUCAAGCUUGGCAUUGCGAUCUUGGUUGUCAUUUUGAUUGCAUUUGCAGUUGGAUGCUUUGUGGUGCGCAGGUAUGUCAAGCAAUUGCUCCAUGACCUCUACCACUUGAGCGUCCAAGUUGCCGAGGCUGAUACGGUCAUUGGUGAGCACAUGCAACAGGUGCCCGCCAUACAAUCAAGAUUGGAUGGCCUGAUGUUACAAGUUGGUGAUGUGAGCCAACGCGUGGCUAUGCUUUCAAACCAGGUGAUUGAAACACAGAAUCAGCUGGAAAUGGUGAGUGAUCGACAGGAUGGCCUUCACUUUGCCAUCAUUGAGAUUGGAGGUUUUGUGAGAUAUCACGAUCUCACAGCACGAGAACGUAGCAGUAUGUUCACUCAGGAACGUGGAAACAUGAUGGCCCUGAACACCAUGGGGGCCAGCCAAUACCUGAGAGCCAUUCGAGCUCAAUCAAGGGCGUUUGUCAGAGGAGGUGAGGACACAGACCCACCUACAAUGGAGGAAUCACAGCAGCAUGAAAUGGAAGUUGAUGAAAAUGAAAAUGAAAAUGGAGAAAGUGAAAAUCGCACAGACGAUGAAAUCAUUACAAGAGAGUUCAAUCCAGAACGCAACAUGGAAACCAGACGAGGUGAACUGACAGCCACUCUUGAUGACUUGAGACGACAGCUUGAUGAAGCUUUGGUUGGUGGACAUUACAGUGAUGGCGCCGAGAUCCAGCAGACAAUUCUCAUGGUGCUGGACCAUUUGAAUAAUGGUGACUUGCGCCUUCCAGACCAAAGACGUGUAAUGUACCUCCAGUGUGCCGAUAGAAUGCAACAGCUGUCAAAUCGGGUCAGGAGACGUGGCAACAUAGCCUUAGCUGAUGUCUACUUGGAAUAUGCAGCAAGCUAUCGAAAUUCAGUUUGA